AUGGUUUCAACGCGCCACCACCCCCGCGAGUACGACUCGCCCGCGCCCACAAAGGCGUCCACGCCGUCUUCAUCUGAAAACAACGGCGUCUCGUCCAAGAAAUGGGUACACACGCCCACAACCGCCGUCACGCUUUGGCUGCUCUUCUCCAUCCCGCUCGUCCUGUGGGACGCAGCCUACGUGCUGCUGCGCCCGCACUCCAUGUCCGGCGGGAAAUGGCACGCGCUGUGGUCCGGGUACGCGUGGUACGGGACCGUCGACUACAUCUACGGCUGGCCUGCAUAUAACGCGAACAACGGCUUCACCGCUGCGCAAACUAUCCUGAACCUCGUCGAAACGGGUGGCUAUCUGUACUACCUGUAUGUUGUGUACGCGCACGGCGCACCUGCGAGCCGUUCCUCCAAGUCGUCGCGUGGAUCUGAGAGUACGCUGUCGUGGCUUCUUGCCGCGGAUAAAGUCGUCCCGGGUCGCGUGGGUGCAACCGCAUUGUUGGCGGCCUUCAGCUCCUCUGUUGCGACGGUCUCAAAGACUCUGCUUUACUGUAAGUGGCUGCAGGAAUAUUUCUCCAACUUCGAGAACAUCGGCCAUAAUGAGUUCUGGCCUCUUGUCGCCUGGGUCAUCUUAAACGGUCUUUGGAUUGUCGUUCCUGCUUGGAACCUCCACGUCCUUGGGGAGGAGAUUGUGUCUUCUCUGACCAAUGCGGCUCCUCGCUCGCGCGGUCGACCUAAGGCGCACGUGCGACAUUGCGCAAUUCUCGAGCAACACCUAUCUAAUGCAUCUACAAUGACAAGCAAAGAAAAGAAGCGCAUCGCCAUCAUCGGCGCCGGCGCAGCAGGAAUGUCCUGCGCCUCAACACUCGCAAAACACCCGCAGAAAUUCAACCUAACGCUCAUUGACAGCGCCACCCAAACAGGCGGCCAAGCAACCUCACUCGACCUCGACGCCUCCAAAUACGGCGCGUCCUGGCUCAACGACGGCGUGCAGGGGGGCAGCUCCAUCUUCAAACACACAUUCAAGUUCUUCCACGAGCAGGGACACAGCGCACACGAAGUAAAACUGCAAGUCUCAUUUGGAAAGGGGAAGGAUAGUUUUUUCACGAAUGUCUUCCCCUCCCCCUUAAUCGAGCAGUUCCGCGGUGAGAUAGUGAAAUUCGGGCGUGUGCUGAAGAUUAUCAAAUAUGGGUUCCCUGUCUUUGGGAUUCUGCCUAUCAAGGUUUUAUUGAGAUUAUUCCGCUUCAGCACUGAGUUUGGGAAUAAGAUGCUUUUGCCGCUGGUGGCGCUGUUUCUGGGGACGGGGAACCAGACGCCGAAUGUUGCUUCUGGGUUAUUGGAGAGGUUGUUUGGGGACCCGGAGAUGAGGCUUUGGGAGUUUGACCAGGAAGGGCUUGUGAGUGGGUUGCCGGUGAUGUAUACGUUUCCGAGAUUAGGGGAGUUUUAUGCGGAUUGGAGGAGGGAUUUAGAGGAGCGCAAGAGGGUUAGGAUUUUGCUUGGAACUGAGGUUGAGGUUGUGCGUAGAGACGAUGAUGGGGUUGUGCUGGGUAUGCGUACAUAUGAGAGAGAGCAGCAGGAGGAGUUUGACGAGAUGGUCCUGUGUACGCCAGCGGACGAGUCGUUGAAGAUUCUCGGACAGCGCGCAACGUGGAAGGAGAAAUGGGUUCUUGGGGGUGUGAAGUUCUUCGACGACGUGACAAUCACACACAGCGAUGCAGGGUAUUUUAACAGUGUGUUCGAGACGAAGGCCCGAGAUGAGCUCUGCGGUGCGGCGACAACAACAGAGCGAGAAGAGCAGCUUGCGUUUGCGAAGGCGUCGUCGACAUGCGAGGAAGAUGGAUGGACAGGGUUCAAUCCGAUGUACUUCACCCAUUCGUAUGCGAGCGAGCAGGAGAAGAUCGAGAUGGGGUUUGACUGCUCGAACUACCAGCAUCAGUUCCGAGAGAGCGUAGGAGCUGGGAACAGGCCCUAUCCGCCAGACCAGCAUGUGUAUCAGACAAUAUUCCUCGACCAACAGCGGCAGGGUCUCUGGACGUGGGAUGCGAUUGACAAGGACAAGAUCAUUGGGAAGAAGUGGUGGCAUCAGUUUGGCCAUCGGUGGCAGCAUUACCUGCGGGUUGUGCCUGGGAUGAUGUUCAUCAAUGGGAAGAACAGGACGUUGUUUGCUGGGGCGUGGACUCUGGUUAAUAUGCACGAAAUCGCGUGUGUGUCGGGAAUUGCAGCGGCCUAUCGUCUGGGAGCGAAGUACGAGGAUUUUGAUGACUUUGCGACCGGAUUGUUCUCAAAAUAUCUUCUUGCCUGCCACGGUGUGCGCUACAAGAGCGAAGACAAGAAACACAGGUAG
Messenger RNA from Aspergillus versicolor CBS 583.65, 2334 nucleotides. RefSeq lists its product as uncharacterized. NCBI's taxonomy places the organism in Eukaryota, Fungi, Ascomycota, Eurotiomycetes, Eurotiales, Aspergillaceae. The record is from RefSeq and is a predicted model, not a curated record. Bases 1 to 2334 code for a protein of 777 amino acids. The transcript is spliced from 7 exons.